Lingula anatina is the source of this 457-nucleotide messenger RNA. RefSeq names its product serine/threonine-protein phosphatase 4 regulatory subunit 1. Gene Ontology annotation, biological process: protein dephosphorylation. Gene Ontology annotation, cellular component: cytoplasm. The record is from RefSeq and is a predicted model, not a curated record. NCBI's taxonomy places the organism in Eukaryota, Metazoa, Brachiopoda, Lingulata, Lingulida, Lingulidae. Gene Ontology annotation, molecular function: protein phosphatase regulator activity.
GACAUCUUAUUUGGUGGAGAUUAUGAACAGGGUCAGGAAGAUCUGUUAACUCCCUUACAGCGCCUAGAACAGUAUGUCAACAAUGACAAUAUAUACACAAGACAGAUGGUGGCGCGGGGGUUGCUGGACACCCUGCGUCAGGUGGCGGAGACGGGGGACGACAUCACCAAACUGCUGCAGAUUAUGAUACAGUUAUCUGAGGAUCCUGAGCCCACAGUGAGGUCGGAGCUGAUGGAGCAGGUGCCCCACAUUGCCAUGUUCUGCCAGGAGAAUCGCCACAUAACGCCACUGAAGGACACGGUACCCAUGUACCUGAUGCCCAUGGUGGUGCAGUACCUCAUGGAUACAAAUGGACAGGUAGGUGACACGUGGUGCCACCUGGAUACAAAUGGACAGGUAAGGAAGACAAGUCAAGCAGCAUUACUGGUACUACUGGAGCAAGAGCUGGUGGAAAGAG